This is a messenger RNA of Pseudogymnoascus verrucosus, 2575 nucleotides long. RefSeq lists its product as uncharacterized. The record is from RefSeq and is a predicted model, not a curated record. NCBI's taxonomy places the organism in Eukaryota, Fungi, Ascomycota, Leotiomycetes, Thelebolales, Thelebolaceae. Bases 57 to 2345 code for a protein of 762 amino acids. The transcript has 3 exons. Gene Ontology annotation, biological process: regulation of DNA-templated transcription; DNA-templated transcription. Gene Ontology annotation, molecular function: DNA-binding transcription factor activity, RNA polymerase II-specific; zinc ion binding; DNA binding.
GAUACUGAGAAAAGUAUUGCAAUAUUGGCAGUCAAAGUCAUAGUCAUUCCCUCACCAUGAACGCCGCCGCAGCAUCAUUGAGGAUACCAAUGACCAAAGGUAACUUUGCUUGUGUCCGAUGCUCCGAGCGGAAGGUCGGGUGCGAUAGAAAGAAUCCGUGUGGUGCCUGCGUCAGACACAAUGUGCCAUGUAUUGUCCGUCCACCCAAGCCGCCUCGAAGGAAACAAGGACCCUCAAAGGAAAAGCUAGUACUCGAACGGUUAAAGCGCUAUGAAGCGUUGCUUCAAGAGAAAGGCAUCGAUCCCCACCAAGUCGCUGGUGGUUCGGAGCCCGAGACCCCUUCCGAAAGUAACAGUCUAACGGAGUCUGAGACGGUGUGGAGGUUGCCAAUGCAGGCGACCAUUUUUAAACCCAGGCUAGUACAUAGACAGAGUGGCACAGAGCUUGUGGACAACAACUUGUGGUCGAGGGUGGCAGAAGAGAUCCACGAUGAUGAAGCCACUCUGGGAGACGACUCGGAGAACGAUGGAAGUGAUGGCGAAGCGUCUGAUGAUGACUUUUCCUUUGUUCUAGGCUCGAAGAGCCCCAUUACUACACCCCCCUCGCACCCACCUGCUGAAAUAAUUCGUCAAUUAUGGCAGACUUUCAUUGAAAAUGUCAACCCUCUCAUGAAAGUAGUGCACAUACCAAGUUUACAGAUUGCGAUGGAUAAAGCAAUCAGCAAUAUCGAGAAUAUUCCCAGAGGCUUCGAAGCGCUCAUGUUCGCCAUUUACCAUAUAGCCAUUAUUUCGCUAACGGAUGACGAGUGCAAAGAAGUUACGGGAGAGACUCGAGCGAUACUGCUGCGCCGUUACCUGGCCGCCACAAAAGCUGCAUUGUCGCGGGCAAGGUUUAUGAGCACGUCCAGCAUUGUUGUUUUGCAGGCACUGGCAAUUCAUCUUAUUUCAAUCCGCGAUAUCUACGAACCACGUGCUGUGUGGAACCUCACUGGGGUUGCCAUACGCAUUGCAGAAGGUAUGGGCAUGCGCAUUGAUGGUAAAUUGUUGGGCUUAUCACCCUUUGAAACCGAGAUUCGUCGACGUCUCUGGUGGCAGCUCAAGUUGCACGACUCCCGGGCAGCAGAACUUUGCGGCCAGGCCAAGUUUCAAGAUUUUGCACUCAACAAUACUUCCCCAAAGAAACCCGCCAACGUCAAUGACGCCGAUCUCUAUCCGUCAAUGGUGCAAGCUCCCGAAGAAUCAAUUAGGCCUACAGAGAUGCUAUGGUGUAUGUUUAGGACUGAGCUAGCUGGUUUCGAUUCUGCUCAGAUAGCCCGAAUGCCUAAACUAGACCAGGCUAUGUUCACAAACCACGAAUAUGCUGCCAUGGAUGGUGUGAAAGUAAAGGAGAAUUCUAUGGAAGGGCUGAUAGAUGAUCUUGAGACUAAGUACCUCCGAUUCUGCGAUCCUUCUCAGCCACUACAGCUCAUGGUUCUGUUUGGCGCUCGGUGCGCAACGAACAUUAUCCGAUUCAUGACCUACCACCCGCGGAAAUGGGUCAACAACCAAGACCAGGUCCCAGCAUCUGAACAAAAGCUGGUCUGGGAUAUCGUUCUUCAGCUCCUAGAGCAGUACAACCAGAUGCAGUCAAAUCCACAACUUCGCCGCUUUGCUUGGAAUGUCCCAUACUUCAUCCAAUGGCACGCUGUUAUCCAUGUCCUUGACUCUCUCCGAGCAAAACCCCUCCAUGUAGACGCUUGGAAAGCUUGGGGGCUCGUUAAUACCCUGUACGAAACAAAUUUGGAAAUGUGUCUUAGCACCAAGAAAGCGAUGUUCGUGGCAAUCGGUAGUCUCUGUCUAAAAGCAUUCGAUGCCCGCGAGGCCGCCAUGGCGAAGGACAAUAAGAGCGUCUCUAAUACACCUAAAUACAUCAUCAGGCUCCGUGAGCAACGAGAAGAGGCCAGGGCACGGCGAGAAGCAGCAGUCUUAAGAAACAAACAGCGAGAGGCUCAGAACGGCGAAAAGCAAUCAACGCCAAUGGAUGCUGGCACAACAUGGCAGGAUGUGAAUCAUAGCCCAGAAAAUGCCCGGGUUGAAGCACAGGCACAGCAAAAUCCAACGGCAACGCAGGCAGCGAACACCGUGCAAAGUGGCGCUCGCACAGGAGAUGAUGCAUUCUGGCUUAAUGAUGCUGCGAAUGGCGACAUCUGCGCCUGUGGAUCAGCCGACCCGAUGAAUCUAGAUUCAAAUAAUAUUUUGGCCCAAGACUACUGGUUUGAUACUCCCAGCGGCGAGGUCAUCGACUGGGCAAAGUGGGAUACCUGGCUUGGCAAUAAUGAUCCUGUACGUCCGAGUUUUGCCUCAUGACCUAGGCGACGAUUUGCUUGGAUGGUAGAAUGUUGGUACAAAGUCACGGUUUAUCCCACUCUAGAGGCGUCUUGAGAUGUCUAGACCAUGGGGUGAGACUUGUCGGUGUCAUAUGUCCGACGUCCGGCAGUAGAAGGCCAGGCGCAUUAUGAGUCGGGUAUGUAAUAGUAGUAGCUAUAGUAAGAAUAGCCCAUCUUCGGCACACGAUAAUUAUCACAUUCAUAAGCCAC